AUGGGAACCGAUUUGCUCGACCAUGGAGAUCUCCAGGCCUCGGACAAAUACAAUAACGUUGAUGACAACGUUAGCAAUAACGUUGAAGUCAACGUUAGUAAUUACGUUGAUGACAACGUUAGCAAUAACGUUGAGGUCAACGUUAGCAAUAACGUUGAGGUCAACGUUAGCAAUAACGUUGAGGUCAACGUUAGCAAUAACGUUGAUGACAACUUUAGCAAUAAUGUUGAUGACAACGUUAGCAAUAACGUUGAGGUCAACGUUAGUAAUAACGUUGAUGACAACGUUAGCAAUAACGUUGAAGUCAACGUUAGCAAUAACGUUGAUGACAACGUUAGCAAUAACGUUGAUGACAACGUUAGCAAUAACGUUGAGUUCAACAUUAGCAAUAACGUUGAGGUCAACAUUAGCAAUAAGUAUCAGUCCUGGCUGCUGCUGCUGCCCGAAUGA
Molecule: messenger RNA, 450 nt
Organism: Culex pipiens pallens (northern house mosquito)
Lineage: Eukaryota; Metazoa; Arthropoda; Insecta; Diptera; Culicidae
Product: ring-infected erythrocyte surface antigen-like
Exons: 3
Coding region: 1-450 (149 amino acids)
Source: RefSeq, a predicted model, not a curated record